Messenger RNA from Lutzomyia longipalpis, 3497 nucleotides. It is a transcript of the gene dan, whose product is annotated as protein distal antenna. The record is from RefSeq and is a predicted model, not a curated record. Bases 666 to 2612 code for a protein of 648 amino acids. NCBI's taxonomy places the organism in Eukaryota, Metazoa, Arthropoda, Insecta, Diptera, Psychodidae. Gene Ontology annotation, molecular function: DNA binding. The transcript has 3 exons.
GCGAGAAUAUAUAGCACACAUCAGUUUAGUUUCCCUCCUAGCAGUCAGAGACCCGCCAAACUUGGAAGAGUAAGGACUGCAAAUACAAUCUUGGAAGGAUACAAUACAAGCAUUUCCUCAGUGCUUUUAGUUCAACAGUGGCGGUCGUCCGAGUUGGUCGUGUGGACAGUGUUGUGCUUUUAACUCAUAUAUAUAACACAGAAAUAUAUAUAGCACAUCUUGAGAUCACAGUGCUCAAAGUGAGUGGAAUAUUUUCUUAGAGCAAUCAACAAAAAAGAAAAAUAUCGCAAAACCACCCACAUUUUGCGAACAAUUUGUUCAACCACGAGUGCGAAACAUUUUGCAGAAGGAAGAGAACAGAUGAAAAGAAAGUUUGUGUAAAACGCUUUUUUUGAGGCCAAAGUAGAAGAGAUAAAGUGCAAGUGAGGGAUAAAUCUAUCGCGCCGCAGCGGAGUUUCAGCGAUAAAUUAUCAACAAAAAAAAAAGAGUUUGUGCACAAAAGCGAUCCGGUGGAACCUGCUGACCCCGACCAUUCUGUGGGCAACAGCUUAAUUAAAUGAUUGUGUGAGAAGUAGCAUCAGCCAAAAAAGACCCCAUCGAAUUUGCACGAGUAUAGCGGUGAAUUUGGAGCAACGUACGACAUUCGCAAAUACUUUUCGUGGAACAUGAUGUCCACGGUGCCGGCGACGUCGAAGGGGAAGCGUCCCCUUCGACAUCUAACAGCCAGCGACAAGAUCGACGCCAUCCAGCGGAUUCACGAUGGCGAGAGUAAGGCUUCUGUGGCGCGUGACAUUGGCGUACCGGAGUCAACUCUGCGUGGAUGGUGCAAGAAUGAAGAAAAGCUUCGCUAUAUGUCCCGCCAAUCCACCCCUGAUAAACCAACAGCGGACAAAAUGAUGGAUAAACUCGAUGCAGCUCUUGUUGCUGCUGCAGCAGCAUCGGAGUUGCUUAAUGGCCCACCGGAGAAGCGACAAAAGCUGGACACAUCCCUCCCGCUUAACUUCUCCGCAAAUGGGAAGCUAAAGUACGAUGAUCCGUACAAGAGAUCUUCACUCAAUGGGCUGGAUUUGAGUGAUCACAAAGGGCUCAAUGGGAGUGAGCUGCACCUCAAUGGAUUGGGUGCAGACUACAGUACAUUCGCCAAGACGGCAGCUGAUCUGUCUGCAAUGCAGGGCAAAAGCAAGGAUAUGAGUCUCAAAGGGUAUGGUGCUGAUCUGUCAAAGCCCAAUGAUCCAUCAAAGGCAGAUCUCUCAAUGGCAGCCAUUAGUCCACUGUCCAAUCUCACACAAUUCUCCUCAGUGGGUGGCUUGGGUACCAGCCCACUUGCUCUCAGCUUCAAUGACAUUGCUGCCAACCUGAAUAUCCUGGCUCAGCUGCAGAAUCCCGCACUUGCUGGAAUGUCUGGUUUGGGAUCACUAAGUUCCUCAUCGCAAUCACUUCGCUCUGCACGCCCCAAGAGCUCAACAGCGCAGAGUGUUCGAAGUGAUCUGGAGAAGAAUCAAGGAUUGACAGUGAAGAAUUUGGCCAAGCUGCAGCAUAAGAAUUCAGUUUCGGCAGCAAAUGAUUUGCUGAGCAUGGGGCUCGAUAAGGGCAAAUACAAGAUGACUAGCCCAUCUGGGCUGAAUCGUGAUGCUCCCAUGGAUGAUUCACUGUGGUACUGGCUAAAGUCGCAACAAUCAAUGCUCGGGAUCGGUAGCCUGUACUCCGCCAUGCCCCAAACUUCUAGUCCGCUGCGAUCUACGCCGCCAUCUCAGAGCAUGGCUGCCAAUCACACUCCUACCCCACCUGUGACAUCAUCCCCGCAGAUCACGCCACCUUCGUCAACGCCAUCUGGCGCCUCCGAUGAUGCCAAGAAUCAGAUGUGGCUGUGGAAUUGGUACAAAUCCAUGGGUGCCAGCUUGAUGGGGAAUGACAAGCAAUACAUGCAGCCGCAGACUUCUGUGAGUGGCUCCAGUCCUGGUAUGGGACAAUUGCCGCACUCUACGAAUGGGAUGCUAAAUGGGGGAUCAAAGCAGCAGAAUCUCUACAAUAACAUCCUCUUCUCGCAGCUGACAAAGAACGAAGCAAUUGUAACCAAGACAGAACCAGAAGAUCUAUCGCAACACCCACCGGUUUCACAGUCUGCAACUACAACUGCAACAUCGGGCGAAGAGGAGCGGCUACAGGCGGAGGAGACACACAUUACACCCUUGCCAUUGGCUUCGGAUACGUCAUCCACGGCGAAGGAGGAUGCCGAAGAGAGUGGGAAGAUCAGCGAAUCCCCAAAUCCGGAUGCAAAUGGCGGUGGUGCAACUUCUAGUGCUGCAGAAGGAACUCCAGAUGAGAAGUCAUUGACAAAGGUGCGUGCUGUGCUCGAUGAUCUUCUCUUUCACAACAACAACAAUGAGAUUAAGAGUGAGGGUUCAGCGGCAUCAAGCCCUGAGUGUAGCGUAGGUUAUGUAGAAGCAGUGGAGCAUGGUGAGAAGUUCCUGCAGUGGCUGGAAACAUGCAGUGAUCCCAAUAUCACGGCAAUGCAGGUGAUGCAAUUCCGCUACCUGCUGCAGAGUAUUCGAUUGAGCCUCAAUCGUUCCACACGGGAAGAGCCACGCGUGAAGAUCCGCCGGCGUAAAUAGGGUCAACCCCACCGAGCCGCGUCGCCAGGGACUGAUGAGGAACCCGACGACGAAGACACGGACAGCUGGUAUGAUGACUUCAACGAGGAGGAGGAUGACGAUAUGGCGGAUGCGGUGGAGGAUGACUUCGAAAACAACGAAGACACCCAACAUGAACUCUUUUACCCACCAUCUCCGAUCUAAGGCAACCAAACGGGGACAGCCUGACUUCUUUGGAAAACCAUUAAAUUAUGUAAAUAUCUAAACGCAGGAACUUCCAAAAAAUCAUGUUUUAUGUGCAUAUAAAUACUUAUGUAUAGAAUUAAAAGAAAAUGAAAAGAAACUGAAGAAUCUCCUGUAUACUCUAUCCCACGCUAGUUGAAUAUUUCAUGAAGAAAGAAAAAAAUCUAUAACUUAAAAAAAACUAAUCAAUAACCUAAAAUCAAUACUGUACCAAUUACUUAGUAAGCUUCUCCUUCAGAAUUCUUAAUUUUUCAAUUAACAAGAAAAAACUUUCUAUGCUAAAAACUUUUCUUGAAAUAUCCCGAAUAAAAAAAUUUGUGUAGAAUUUAGUGAAUCGUACAAAAAAUACGAAUUUACCGUGAAAUAAAUGAAAUGAAACUCAAAGAUCUCCCAAAAAAAUAUACAUUCAACAAAUCCACUAAGAAAGAAUCCAAAGAUGAAAUUCAAGUAUUCAAUUAAUGUGUAAUUUUAUGGUAUAAACGUAGAGGAUGUUUGUAAUAGCGAUGAGGAAGAUAUCACAUGUGAAGGAUUUAGCUUAAAAAUUAAAACUUAAUAUAUCAUGUAAAUAGAAGAAGAAAAAAAAUACAUUUCAAAACUUAUCGUUGAAGCAUCACACUGAAAUCACGUAAAAAAUAUAUAUCGCAAUGUAUCAUGAAAAGAAAA